AUGAAGCCUAUACAAAUAAUUGGCUUCACUCCAUUGGGUGUUAUUCUAGCUGAACGACUUACGUAUUCACAAAAUAAUAUAUCAAAAACCUAUUCAGAUAUUUAUCUUAUCGAACAAAUAUCUUCUUUAUCAAUUGAUGAUCAUUGGCAGAGUGUUAGUCUUUUUUGUUUGAUCAAUUUAUUAAAACAAUGUCGGAUAUUAUUAUCUGAUAAUUCGAAAAAAUUUGGUAUUAAUAUUAAACAUAUACAUAUGAACGAACAAUUGGUCUAUUCAUAUAUAAAAUUAGCAACACAAUGUGUACAAAAAUAUUAUUUAAAUUUAUUAAAAAAACGUCAAAUUAAAUUUCGAUCAUUCGAUGAUCAGAUAGAGAAUAAUGAACAUGUAAAAGAAAGUUCAUUGAAUAAACAAAUUUAUCAAUCUUAUUUUUCUUCAUUAAAAUCAAAUAAUCAUGAGAAUUACAUAACAUACAUGACUUAUAGUCAUUCAGAUUAUUCCCACUUUGAUCAAAGUCUUCGUUUAAAUGCAUUUCAUACUAUUUUUCAGUAUCUUUUAUCAUAUCCAACAGUUAAAUUUAUAGGUCCUGAUAUAUUUACAUUUGAAUUUGCUUAUCUACUUUAUUCACUUGGAUAUAAUCAAAUAUAUCUUUAUCGAAUGUAUCCAAAUGAAACAUCGUUAAUACCUAUUUCAAAAACAAAUACAAAUCUUGUGACACUUUUUCAAAUUUUUUUCAAAUCUAUUCAUAAAUCAAUUAUACAAACAAAUUCAAAUGAAAACCAUCGAACGAUAUUACAUCUUAUCGAACAAUUUCAUGAAUUUAAAAUGAAUUUUGAUGCUGAUGGACAAUUAGAAUAUGAGAAAUAUAUUGAACCGAUUAUGCCUAUAACUCGAACAUCAGUAGAGAUAAAAAAAUCGAAACGAACAUAUUUAGAAACAUUUCGACAACAAAAUCAAGGGGAAUUAUUUACAAAAUUUAGUACAUCAAAUAAUAAAAUCUCUACCAUUGAAGACACACCAAUUAAUAACGAAGAAGAAUCAUCAGAUGAUUAUUUUCCACCAUCAUCGACAUUUUUUGUUUUAACCGAUAUAAAUACCCCAUCUAAUUUAACCAUUCCUUCGAAAAUACCAUUUCCAAACGCAAUUCGUACUUUUUAUAGUACACCAAGUUCAUUAAUUCAAAAUAUAUAUAAAACAUUACGAACAAUUGCGAAUGAUGAAACAAUUCCAGAUCUAACAAAUAUUUUUCUAUCAGUUGAUCAUGAACUUUGUGUGAUCCAAAAUCAUACAAUAAUUAAAAAUGAUGAAUUCGGAAAGGAUGAAAUAUUUCAAUCUCAACAACAUGAUUUACAACGACCUAUUGAAAAUCUUCAUGAUUUAAAUAAAAUCAUACAACGACCUAUAAAUUCAUCUGGUCAAUUAAGAUUAUAUGAAUCACAAUUAUUUGAAAAUGAUGCAUUAGAUUUACAAUCAUUACUACUUUUAUUUAAUCCUCGAAAAGAAAUUCCUAAAAAUGAACUUAUAUUCUUAUUUCAUAAUGAAUAUGAUUGGCAUAAUCUAUUAGUAUUACCUAAUCAUCUUAUAUAG
Adineta steineri is the source of this 1581-nucleotide messenger RNA. The record is from the annotation of a GenBank genome assembly. NCBI's taxonomy places the organism in Eukaryota, Metazoa, Rotifera, Eurotatoria, Adinetida, Adinetidae.